AUGGAUGCUCUAGACCGCGCUGGGAUGGACUAUAGUCUCUCGCCCAUUAUCACGGCAGGUGCAAAUGCUGCAGAUGUAUUUUCUAUGGUUCUUCGAAAUGGUUCAAGUUACCGGGACAGAUUGCAUGAGUUCUUGGAUCUAUGCCUAAAGAAAUCCAAGGAUAUCGUCUUCGCCACAGGGGUCGGAGGACUUGAUACACAUUUACUUUAUUAUGCCGUCAGCGAGGGCCAUUAUGAAGUUGUGGAAUAUCUUUUGUCCGCCAAAGUGAGUGAAUUGGUCGAAUCAUUGGAUAUUCAGUGCGGAGAAGGUCAGACAUGUCCCGGCGCGUAUAAUGCGAGUGAUAUCAACCGACCAGCCAGAGGGGAUCGCCGCACACCCGUACUGGAAGCGAUUCGAUGGAAUCGGAAACACAUUGUCGAGACUCUGGUUGCAAGCGGCGCUGACCCGAAAGCAGCAGCGAGGAAUCCUUUCAGCGCAAAGGAAAUGAACUGGACAGGGCUUCAUAUCUUCGCUGCUGCCAGCCACGACGAAAAUCAUUCAGAAUUAGUAUCUUUCCUAAUCCAAGCCGGCCUGCCGAUCGAUGGGAUCCCUAACAGCCCAGACGGAACGCAGCAAUCCCCAGAAACACCGUUCCUCGUUACUAUACAGCAUAAUGCCUUCAAUUUAGCCACCACGCUUCUGUAUUUUGGUGCAAACCCUAAUGCCUUGCAGACUAGUGCUGGCUUUUUCUCCCUGGAACAUCCCACAACUGUUCUUGGACAUAUAGUUGCCUCUUCGUCACAACACACUAUACCUCGGCUCAGAUAUUUGCUUGAGACAUGUCCGAAAAGCGGCGCCAUUGACUUCAUCGUGGAACCGACUCGAGGAUUGAGCGCGCUGCAUCGUGCCGCCUGGGCCCAUAAGGGACAUAAUGUAUCGAACGCCAGAUGCGGGGCAACGCAAAUACCUCCCCCGUGA
Aspergillus calidoustus is the source of this 957-nucleotide messenger RNA. The record is from the annotation of a GenBank genome assembly. NCBI's taxonomy places the organism in Eukaryota, Fungi, Ascomycota, Eurotiomycetes, Eurotiales, Aspergillaceae.